This is a messenger RNA of Drosophila serrata, 1470 nucleotides long. It is a transcript of the gene ppk15, whose product is annotated as pickpocket 15. Gene Ontology annotation, biological process: sodium ion transmembrane transport. The record is from RefSeq and is a predicted model, not a curated record. NCBI's taxonomy places the organism in Eukaryota, Metazoa, Arthropoda, Insecta, Diptera, Drosophilidae. Gene Ontology annotation, cellular component: plasma membrane. Gene Ontology annotation, molecular function: ligand-gated sodium channel activity.
AUGAAUCGACCAACCGUCGAAAAGGGUGAAAAAGGGAGCACCACCAGGAGCAGGAACAGGGACUUGUUCUGGAAGUUUGUGAACUACUUAAAGGAUUACUGCGCCAAUUGCACAUUGGUAGGCUUCGCCUAUAUAGCCAACUCCAGAUUGCAUUUCACGGAGCGCAUCUUUUGGCUAUUUUGUGUGGUACUUUCUGCAAUGGGUUGCUAUUACCUGAUCAAUGACUAUCAGAGCAGCUUUCCCACCCGAGCUGCAAGCAUCGUUUACGAGAGUCUACCGCCAUUUUCCAAAUGGAAAUUUCCCACUAUCAGUAUGUGUGAAGUUGUCUACAAGUACGAACUAACAGAACAAGUGGAGGCCUAUAUUCGCAGUUUGGGUGGCGAUGUCGAUGGUGGCGACUACAACUUUGAAGUGGAAUCCCAUAUUGCAUAUAUUUUGUUUCCACAUCAGUACCAUGAGGGCAUUAUAAAGAAUCACUGCCAAGCACCGGAGGAGGAGUGUUCGACUUGUGCCCAGUGUCCUACUGAAAACUAUCGGCAAAUACAACGACAAUUUGGAGCCAACUGCUCGGAUCUUUUUGUGAACUGUCAGCUCUCUGGAAAGAAAUUCGACUGCUGCCGGUACUUUUUGCCCUUGAUCACACCCUAUGGCCUAUGUUUUAUGCUCAAUUCCCUGCAAAAUAAUGAGCCAGGAUCAAAGCAUUGGCUACGCACUGAACUUGAUCCUGCCAACGAAAAAGCUUUGCUUCAGGUGAAUACAAAUCUGCCGGUUCAGGUGAGUCUUCUGAAUGCCGAAGAUAUUCCACACACGGCCCUGCAGCCUGUGGGUGUUUCUGUCACGGAUCCGGGACAGGGUAAGUAUCUGCAGUUCCAUCGUCAGACCAUGGACAAUGAUCCGGAUGUGCAUGAGAUUGAUCCGAAGCUGCGUAGUUGCCGAUUUCCUGAGGAGAAUCUGCCAUUGAGCGUAUACAAGGCGUAUAGUUUUAGUACCUGUCUCAGUGAUUGCACGAGAAACAUUCAGAUGGCCAAGUGUGGGUGUACGCCAUACUAUAUGAAUCCCUUGGCCGAUCCACGAUAUCCUGACUGUGGUCUGGAUGGACUCCUCUGCUUAGAGCUCAAUAUGGUGGCAAAGCCAGAUGCCAAGUUGCUGAUGAAUAACAACAAGGGUUUCAAUGAUAGCUGUGGCUGUCUGCCCUCCUGCAAUGAUGGCGAUAUACAAGCCAUUUACGAGGCCAUUUCCACUUUCGAAAAGGGUACAAUACAGCGCAAUAUUACGCUCUCCAUGCCAGCUCUACCCACGGAUCAGUAUCGGCGACAGGCUCUUCGGACCAGGCUAGACGUGGUGGUGUCCAUGGGAGGAAUGUUGGGCCUCUUCCUGGGUGCCAGCAUUCUCAGUGGCAUUGAGUUCAUCUACUUUUUCACAGUGCGAGCCAUCAACAAUGCCAGAAGGAAUCGGUCGGCUCGUCCGUAA